Megachile rotundata (alfalfa leafcutting bee) is the source of this 1473-nucleotide messenger RNA. It is a transcript of the gene Rcc1, whose product is annotated as Regulator of chromosome condensation 1. The record is from RefSeq and is a predicted model, not a curated record. Gene Ontology annotation, molecular function: guanyl-nucleotide exchange factor activity. NCBI's taxonomy places the organism in Eukaryota, Metazoa, Arthropoda, Insecta, Hymenoptera, Megachilidae. Gene Ontology annotation, cellular component: cytoplasm.
CGACCGAAGAUAUUAAAAGUGACGAGGUUUUCUCUAUGAGUCGAACGUUAGCGCCUCCUGUGAGUUGCGCAACAGUCGCGAGGUCAGCAGCAUUGCAACUUUUUGGCGCCAAGUGACUGUAAGGCGCGAUAUAUCCUGCUUCCAAGACAAUCGCUUUGUAAAAUUAUGCCGCCAAGGAAAGCAACAAAACGAUCCGCACUGACUGCACCGAAAGGUCCACGAGAGCCGAAACAGACUAGGAAAAAACAAGAAUUAAUUGUAAAACCUGACUUGCGACAAAUCGCGACUGGCGGCGUAUUACUGGUAUUUGGACAAGGUGAUGUAGGACAACUCGGUUUAGGAGAAGAAAUUGUUGAGAAAACGCGCCCAGCAACUAUUCCUGGCUACCAAGAUGUCGUAGCUGUGGCAGCCGGUGGCAUGCAUAAUGUCUGCAUAAGGAAAACAGGAGAAGUAUUAACGUUUGGUUGCAACGAUGAAGGUGCAUUGGGACGAGAUACUUCUAAAGAUGGUUCUGAAACGGAACCAGGUCCUGUCGAUUUGCCUGGUAAAGCUGUUCAGGUGACUGCUGGAGAUUCGCAUAGCGCUGCUUUACUGGAAGAUGGUCGAGUGUUUGCAUGGGGCUCGUUUAGGGAUUCUCACGGCAGCAUGGGCCUUACUUUGAAAGGAAACGAACGGUUUCCAAUAGAAAUACUGCCUAAUGUAAAGAUAGUGAAAAUAGCAUCUGGUGCUGACCACUUAGUAUUACUUAACGAAAACGGACACGUCUAUACGUGUGGAUGCGGAGAACAAGGUCAACUAGGACGCGUAGCUGCUAGAGCAGCUAGUAGAAACACCCGUCAUGGAAUAGGUCCUUUAUUAAUCCCAGCUUUAGUUGAAUUUAAAGUUACUAAAAAAUUAGAAUUUACCGAUAUAUGGGCUGGGUCAUACUGUACAUUUGCUAAAGAAUAUCAAAAAGGAGAUAUAUAUGCAUUUGGCUUAAACAAUUAUUAUCAAAUUGGUUUAAAAGAUCCUGUUACUCAGUUUCACCCACAAAUUUCGAAAACCUUCAGCGGUAAGGUUUGGAAACAUAUUAGUAGUGGCCAACAUCAUACGAUAGCUCUAGAUGAUUCUGGUCAAGUGUUUGUCAUGGGUCGUAAAGAAUACGGUCGUCUUGGACUUGGACCAAACUGUUCGGAUGCGAAAGAAUUAACACUAGUUCCUGCUUUAAGUUCCUUUAAAUGCGUUGACGUUGCAGCGGGCAGUGCUCAAUCUUUUGCCGUCACCGAAUCCGGAGAUUUAUACUCUUGGGGUAUGGGUUCAAAUGGACAAUUAGGAACUGGAGAAGAAGAAGAUGUCGAAGAACCUGUAUUAGUUAAAGGAAAACAAUUGGAAGGUAAAACGAUAGUACGAGUUGCAGGCGGAGGUCAACAUACUUUAGCGUUAGCGACAACCUAUCCGAUAAAAGAAAAAACUGCUGGUUAAUGGCAACUUGUU